ACCAGUGAUAGGGGCGCUGUUCUCUGUCCUGCUUGCAGUUUUCUGUUAUUGAAAGAGGACAACAGCAUGGGGGAAGCCGAGGUUGUUCCAGCCGACGAAAAACAGGCAGACUCGGGGAUCAGUCACAUCGAAGACUCGGUGGUAUGGAGUCAAGAAGUCGAGGUGUGCCUGUUCCAUGCAAUGCUAGGUCACAAACCCGUAGGGGUAAAUCGUCACUUUCACAUGAUCUGCAUCCGGGAUAAAUUCAGCCAGAAUAUUGGGAGGCAAGUGUCAUCAAAGGUGAUCUGGGACCACCUGGGAACUAUGUAUGACAUGUCAGCCUUGCAUGAGUCUGAAAUAUUGCCGUUUCCCAACUCAGAGAAGAGCUUCAAUCUUCCAGACGAGAUUAUUCAACAAGUAAAAGAAGGUAAACUGGUAUCCGAGGACGACAUGAAAGACGAUUUCAAAGAAGAACGAGACCCCCCAGCCAUGCAUGAAGAAGGCAGCAACUCCUCGGUGAAGAUGACAGAGAGGAUGGGCAGCAAAGACAAGGACAGAGAAAGAGACCGAGAGAAGGGUUCCGCUGAGGGCGGCCCGGGGAAGGAGGCAGCAGACAAGAGGAAGAGGAACCGUGCCACUGAGAAGGUGCUCAACUCCAGCAGCAACCCCUCCAGCCCCGGUGGAGCCAAGCGGAGAAGGACCUAGGCCAAGCCACCAGGAGGCGCCCUCCAGAUAUCAUCCACUGCAGAGAGCAGGAGACACCAGGGAGAGGAGGAGAGACCUGGGACUGAAGAGACUCAUCUGUGAAGCCUGGAGGGAAGAGGYGGGAGAGAAUGACAGGAGAGUGACAUUUUAUGAGUAAUAGAUAAUAGAGCUAUUUGGACAAUGCUGAAUUUGUGGACAGGUAUCCAGGAUACCUCAUGAAGAACUUUUAAGCCCACAGAAGCUGCAAUUUUAGUAUGUUGUGUUUUCUCAGAACAACUAGAAGGAUGUAGCAUUCCCUGUUGCCACACAAUCUCUGAAAACCACACCGCAAAAGCAGUGUGAUGACUACAACACUGAAUCGUAUCGGUCAUGAUGAUCAAUAUACUGUCACAGCAUCUGGUAUAUUUGGACCAUCCCAUCCCACCAGUCCUCAGCUGUGCUGUGGAUCAGAGGCCAGCAUGACAGUUUACUAAUAUUGACACAAUUCAAGCUGAUGCAUAUCAAUGCUUCUGCACUGACGUCAGAAUAAGUGUAAUGGUACUAGUGCUUGUGUUAUGUGAAGUUCUCUUGUUUGGCUUUGGAGAAAUGCUGGACUACUAAAUCACAUCAAUACACUGUAUGUGACUGGCUGGACGCUUGCAUUAAUUGAUUGUCAUUUUUUUGAGUUCUGAGCUGUUACAAGUGGUUAUAAACAAAUGUAUAGAGCUACUCAUGGUAGUGUACCUCGUCCACCUCUUCUAGUGACUGCCAACCAGAUUGUCAUUGUGCCUCCUUAUAUCUGUAUAAACUGUAGUUGCCAGUGGUGCAAAAUGUUGGUAAUUUUUCUACAGUCAUUAUUUAAUGUAAUUUUGUCCUUGGGGAUUAUUGAAUCUGCAUGUUUUGGUAAUUGCUCAAAAUUAUUUUUUGUCUGUCUCAAUGACUGACUUCUCAGAAUCAAAUAAAACAAUGUGUAGCUGUAGUCUCCAUCCAUGUGAGAUAUGUUAUUUUGUUUGUCUAUUUAUUUGACAUGUUCCAAUUUAAGGCAUAUGUCCCAUUAAAUAUGAGUUUGGACUAAGUU
Messenger RNA from Salvelinus sp. IW2-2015, 1741 nucleotides. RefSeq names its product MRG/MORF4L-binding protein. The record is from RefSeq and is a predicted model, not a curated record. Gene Ontology annotation, biological process: regulation of transcription by RNA polymerase II. Gene Ontology annotation, cellular component: NuA4 histone acetyltransferase complex; nucleus. NCBI's taxonomy places the organism in Eukaryota, Metazoa, Chordata, Actinopteri, Salmoniformes, Salmonidae.